AUGAUGAACGACAUUCCUUCAGUAUGUCACGGGCGAAUUGAUGCUGUGUGGCUUUGGGUGAAUGGGAGUGAUCAACAAUGGUACAAAAAAUACAAACAACACAUCAAGAAGAGGGUUGAUAAAAAUAGAUUCAGAGACUCACAGACAUUGAAAUAUUCGAUGCGGAGUGUGUUCAUGUAUUUGCCUUACAUCAAAAACUACUUUUUGAUCACCGACAACCAAAUCCCAAAUUUCAUCAAAAGUCCAAACGACAUUUUUUAUUUCGAUUUAAAUGAAACCGUCGACAAAAAAUUCCACGAAAACGUCUUUUUUCGACAAUCUCAAUUUCCGCAAAUUGAGAUUGUCGAAAAUUUGACGUACACGCUUCACGUCGUUCCGCACACAUCUCUCUUCCCACCCUCCGAUCUUCCGAAUUUCAAUUCCGAAGCGAUCGAGACGUACAUCCAUACCCUCCCAGCGUUGUCCGAGUGUUUUAUUUAUAUGAACGACGACUUUCUGUUUUAUCGUCCGACUCCGCCUUCAUUUUUUCUGCAAGACGGGAAGGUCCAAAUUUAUGUUGAGAGUGGCUAUGCUCCCGAUUAUCGACAAGCGCGAAAGUCGAUGUGGCACAACACAAUACAACACACAAAUUCGUUAUUAAAUUGGCACUUCAAAAUCCUUUUGAAGAGAAAGAAACCCUAUUUAUCUCACACGGCUUAUUUCUUCCGAAAAAGUGUUCUUAACGCCGUCGAAAAGUCUUUCACGCGUGAAAUUCAAAAGACGCGAACGCAAAAGGUGAGGACUUUUGGAAGUACGAAUUGGCCAUUUCUAGUUCAGCAUUUCACUGUUUUAAGUGGGUUGGGUGUAUACAAAUCACAGAGGGGAUAUACCCACUUCUGGAAAAUGACUGGAAGUCGUUACGUUGAUGUUAAGAACAAAAUUGAAAUAGAAGAGAGUAAACCUUACACAUUUUGUGUGAACGACGAUGUCACAAAUCCAACUGAUUUUGAAAGAGAAUCUCGGUUUUUAUUAAGGUGGCUUAACUCAACUUUGAGUAUAAAAACAGUCUUUGAAAAAUGA
Messenger RNA from Entamoeba invadens IP1, 1059 nucleotides. Its product is annotated as capsular polysaccharide phosphotransferase, putative. Gene Ontology annotation, molecular function: transferase activity, transferring phosphorus-containing groups. The coding region runs from base 1 to 1059 and encodes 352 amino acids. The record is from RefSeq and is a predicted model, not a curated record. NCBI's taxonomy places the organism in Eukaryota, Evosea, Mastigamoebida, Endamoebidae. The transcript has a single exon.